Molecule: messenger RNA, 3930 nt
Organism: Sinocyclocheilus rhinocerous
Lineage: Eukaryota; Metazoa; Chordata; Actinopteri; Cypriniformes; Cyprinidae
Gene: sez6b
Product: seizure related 6 homolog b
Exons: 19
Coding region: 185-3313 (1042 amino acids)
Biological process (GO): regulation of protein kinase C signaling; regulation of dendrite development; synapse maturation
Cellular component (GO): dendritic spine; endoplasmic reticulum; neuronal cell body
Source: RefSeq, a predicted model, not a curated record
AGAAAUUGAACAUUCUCUGGCUCUCUCCUCCGUUCACAAUUAUAAAUCUGACCAGAGCUCCCCGUCUCGCGCAGCGACCUCGUUCCUCACGGCACGGAACGUUUGCGUCCUGCUCCUCUUUAAUUAUUCGGAAAGUGUUUUAAUACAAGGACAUAUUCUGUGAUAGGAGCCCACUGCCGCGAGCAUGAACUCGACAAGAAAUUACAAACCAAACAUGGUCAUUCUGAUUCUGGCCGUAUUUGCUGGCGUGUGGAUGGCACGAGGUCAUCCAGGUUCUUAUAUGGAUGGGAGGUUAGCAGUCACCCAAAGAGGAGGUCAGGUGGAAGCAGAGGACGGGUCCAAUCCAUAUCACACCACACAGGACACAGAGAGAGCCCCUCCGCUGUUCACAACGGCUCCCCCUUACAGUGGCCUUGACCACCAUCCGCCUUUUAAGCACUACCCGCCUUACGACCCCCGGGGACAAAGCCACGAGCAGUAUUUUCAAGACAGCGGAGGGGCAGCUCACCAUCCCACAAUGCCAUCGUCUAGUUCCCAUCUCCUUCAGGAUCCGUCCACACAGCUGGUCCCACAAGAGGAUGCGCCUCCAUUCUCUGAUGUAGCAGCUCCCAGAACCACCACACUGGCUCCAUCGGCCGCAGCCCUCACCCAGCCACACGUGCCCAACAUCCAACACAAACCUUCAGCAGAAACGCAGAGGAGAAGCACAGAGGAACCACCCCUGUCCGUGACCAUAACAUCACUGACCACCACUGUGCACAAUGUGCACAAAUCUGCAACACCUGCUUCCAAACUGUCAGAUAGAGGAGAUGUCACUCCGACCUUAAACAACAAGCCCAAAGAUGCAACAAUCCCAGUAAAAAGAGACAAAGAAAAGUCCUCAAUAAUCAAGGCAGAACAUAGCACUCCAGGAAGUGAUGUUGCUGUAAAAGCAUCAUCAAUGUCUGGGGAUUUGGAUGACGAGACCACCACCUCCACCAUCAUCACCACAACAGUUAUUACGACCAUGCAGACACCAGCUCCGUGCAGCACCAAUUUCACAUCACCGGGAGGCUACAUAGAGACACCACAGCAAGCCAGGAGUUGGUACAAUACGGAUGUGGACUGCACAUACACCGUGACAGUCUACAUGGGCUAUGGGGUGGAAAUUCAGGUGAUGAACGUGAGCCUGGCCGAGGGCGACGUGGUCAGAUUUGAAGACCUGGCCGGCCGGGAACCUUCUGUCCUGGCCAACGAGUCCAUCUUACUGAAAGGUCUGGUGGUACGCAGCUGGAGCAACCAAAUCUCCAUCCACUUCCGCAGCCGGCAGCCGCAGUCCAGCUCCUUGCUGCUGCGUUACCAAGCAUUUGUGUUGAGUUGCAACUUCCCUGAUAGACCAGCAUAUGGGGACGUGUCUGUCACCAGCCUGCAUGCAGGGGGAGAGGCCUAUUUCUACUGCUUCAAUGGAUACCAACUCCAGGGUCCCUCCACCCUCACAUGCCGCAAUGCCACCACACCCUACUGGAGCGGCAAAGUGCCGCGCUGUCUUGUGGCCUGCGGUGGAAUGGUGAAAAACGUGACUCUCGGCCGCAUUGUGUCUCCUGGUUUCCCUGGCAACUACAGCAACAACCUGACCUGCCACUGGGUGCUGGAGGCCCCUGAGGGUCAACGGCUGCACGUGCACUUCGAGAAGGUGGCCCUCGCGGAAGACGAUGACAGGUUUCUGAUUAAAAACGGCAACCACAUUGAUUCACCGAUUUUGUACGACUCGUACGAGGUGGAAUACCUUCCUAACGAGGGAAUUGUUAGUUCCGCCAGACAUCUCUUCGUGGAGUUUACGACGGAUGGUUUCGGCACCAACACGGGAGUAGCCAUCAGAUAUGAAGCUUUUGCAGCAGGUCACUGCUACGAGCCAUUCGUCAAGUACGGCAACUUCACCACCACUGACAGCACCUACGCUGUGGGCACGGUCGUGGAGUUCACCUGUGACCCCGGAUACACCCUGGAGCAGGGCUCUGUUAUCAUCGAGUGCAUGGAUCCCAGCAACCCUCAAUGGAAUGAGACUGAGCCCGCCUGCAGAGCGGUUUGCAGUGGAGAGAUCACAGAUUCAGCUGGGGUGGUGUUGUCUCCAAACUGGCCUGAGGCCUAUGAUAAGGGUCAGGACUGCAUCUGGGGGAUCCAUGUUGAAGAAGACAAGAGGAUCAUGCUAGACAUCCAAGUUCUCCACAUGGGAAAGAACGACAUGCUGACUUUUUACGAUGGAGAUGACCUGACUGCAAAGAUACUGGGCCAGUACAGCGGUUCCCGUCCUCGCUUCAAACUCUACACCUCCAUGGCUGAUGUGACCAUUCAGUUCCAGUCGGACCCUGCUACCAACAUCUACGGCUACAACAAUGGUUUUGUGGUGCACUUUUUCGAGGUUCCCCGUAACGACACCUGUCCAGAGCUUCCGGAGAUCUCCAACGGCUGGAAGACCACAUCUCACCCUGAUCUGGUGCACGGCACGGUGGUGACCUAUCAGUGUUACCCAGGCUUUGAGGUGGUGGGCACCGAAAUGCUCAUGUGUCAGUGGGACCUGACCUGGAGCGGAGACUUGCCUAGCUGUGAAAGAGUCCUGUCAUGCCCAGACCCAGGCACGGUGGAGCACAGUCGCAGGGUGAUGUCAGGCCCGCGUCUAAUCGUGGGCUCUACUGUCCAGUACAUCUGUAACAAAGGCUACUCGCUGUCAGGAAACAGCCUGCUCUCCUGCUACCACCGUGACUCCACUGGCCCCAAAUGGAGCGAGAAACUGCCCAAAUGCAUUCCUGAUUCGUAUGAGCCGUGUAGGAACCCCGGCACUCCUCCCUAUACCAUUCAGAGCUCAGAGAAGCAUGUGUAUCAGGCUGGAGAAACGGUGCGCUUCUCCUGCAUGAGUGGGUAUGAGCUCCAGGGUGAGCCUGUUCUCCGCUGUGUCCCCGGGCAUCCUUCCAAAUGGAGCCUUCCACCCCCGCUGUGCAAAGCGGUAACAAUGGAGUACAUAGAUGAACACAGACUGGAUGUGGCCAGUGCAGAUUUCAGUAUGGAGGGAGCCAGUGUGGCUGUUUCCAUUUUUAUCCCAGUGGCCGUAAUCAUAAUUAUCAUCAUGUCAAUAUAUUUCUACUUUUCAAGAGUGCAAGGCAAGUCUCUACGUCUCUCCAUGUCCACAUCACCACAAUACGAUCACAUCAGAGGAGAGUCAGCUUUUGAAAACCCCAUCUACGAGACUGCAAACAAUGAGAGACCUAUGAUUCAAAGCAGCCACCAGAGGUACUCUCUAGGAUUCUGUUGUAAAGAAAGAGCCUGUAAGGAGAGUUGAUCAAUGGAAUAGCAUCACAUGGACAAGGCUGAGAAGGAUACAAGAGAGUACGAAGUCUCCAUUUAAGCUUGUUUUAGCAUGGAGGACCGCAAGCCUUUCUCUGCCUUGUGGAAGAUCUCUCAGUUCCUCUCACAUCUUGUGUAGCCAACUCUGCUCUUAAUCUCACCUACCUUCUCAUCUUUUCCCAUCUGCUGUAAAUAUCACCUUGCUUCUGAGGACUUCCGCGAGCGAAGAGUGUGGACAACAUGAUAUUAUUUUUGUAGAGCUUCAAUAGCCAUGGCCUAGCAGAAUUGCUUGUACAGUUUUUACCCGUAAUUGAGCCAAAUUAAGGAAUUAAAAAAAAAAAGACUGAUAAUAGGGGAGUAUAUGUUAUUUAGGAGAUUGAUGUCUCGCUAAACAGAUUUUUUUCUUUUAUUUGUUUUUAAGUGUCACACUUUUGCACUCACAACCCCUCCUGCCCCCUCUCCAAAAAAUUCACAUGUAAAGUUACAUCGUAAGAUUUAAGUAAAUCACAAGCACAGGAAAUAGUUGCACUUGUGAAAUAUAAACAAAAUGAUAUAAAUUCACAUAUAAUGUAAUUGAACAAAAUACAAAUAAAGUUACAAUUACCUGUUAAU